GUGAUAACUUUGAAAAAAAAAAAUUCUCCAACUUUUGAUUUGGGUUGAAGACGACAAGAGUUGAACUUGUACCUGGGGACAAGCUUGUCUUCACUCUCACGCUCAACUUUUUUGUGUUCCAUAGAAUCUAUAAAUCUCCCACUCUCUCUUUCUCCUCCUCAAACACAAAAACAAAACAAAACAUAGUUUAAAAAUGGAGAAGAAGAGUCUUAAACCGGGUCGGGUCGUUGAAAAACCCACAAACCCGAUGGUGACACCACUCCUCAACGAUCUUUACCAAUUCACUAUGGCUUAUGCUUACUGGAAAGCCGGCAAACAAUCCGAACGCUCCGUGUUUGAUUUGUAUUUUCGCAAAAACCCAUUUGGUGGAGAGUACACAAUCUUCGCUGGGUUAGAAGAAUGCAUCAAGUUUUUAGCUAAUUUCAAGUUAACUGAUGAAGAGAUUGAUUUUGUUCGUGACUCGUUACCUGGCUGUGAGGAAGCUUUUUGUGAUUAUCUUCGUGGGCUUGAUUGUUCCGACAUUGAAGUGUAUGCUGUGUCUGAAGGUUCUGUUGUGUUUCCUAAAGUGCCUUUGCUUAGGAUUGAAGGUCCUGUUGCUGUUGUGCAAUUGUUGGAGACUCCGUUUCUUAAUCUUAUCAAUUAUGCGUCUUUGGUUGCUACUAAUGCUGCAAGGCAUCGGUUUGUUGCUGGCAAAUCUAAGCUUCUGCUUGAGUUUGGUGCUAGAAGAGCUCAGGGACCUGAUGGUGCAAUAAGUGCAUCAAAGUAUUGCUACCUUGGAGGUUUUGAUGCAACAAGCAAUGUUGCAGCGGGGAAAUUAUUUGGAAUACCUCUCCGUGGUACACAUUCCCAUGCUUUUGUUAGCUCAUUCAUGAGCCUUGAUGAGAUUGUGGACAAAGCUCUUCGAAGUUCUGAUGGGAAAACCACGUGUGAAGAUUUUGUCAAUCUAGUCCAAACAUGCCUAGCCAAGAUUCAGAACUCAUCUUCAGUGUCUGGGAUCUUUUCUGAGACAAACAAAAGCGAGCUUGCAGCUUUCACAUCCUAUGCACUGGCUUUCCCCAGCGCCUUUCUUGCUCUUGUGGAUACUUAUGAUGUGAUGAAGAGUGGCAUUCCUAACUUCUGUGCAGUUGCUUUAGCACUUAAUGAACUGGGAUACAAAGCAGUAGGUAUCAGAUUGGAUUCAGGUGACUUAGCUUACCUCUCUACUGAAGCAAGAAAGUUCUUUUGUGGCAUAGAGAGAGAGCUUAAUGUGCCUGACUUUGGGAAGAUGAUUAUUACCGCUAGUAAUGAUCUAAAUGAAGAGACAGUUGAUGCUCUAAACAAACAGGGUCAUGAGGUAGAUGCCUUUGGAAUUGGAACCAACUUAGUCACUUGCUAUUCACAAGCUGCUUUAGGUUGUGUUUUCAAACUUGUGGAGAUCAAUGGCCAGCCUCGGAUCAAACUUUCUGAAGAUGUUACUAAGGUAUCUAUACCAUGUAAGAAGCGUACUUACAGAUUAUUUGGUAAAGAGGGUUACCCUCUAGUUGAUAUUAUGACAGGAGAAAACGAACCACCACCAAAGGUUGGUGAAAGGUUACUUUGCCGUCAUCCAUUCAAUGAAUCAAAAAGAGCUUAUGUGGUGCCACAACGUGUGGAAGAGCUUCUUAAAUGUUAUUGGCGUGGAAAUGCAGAUGAAGCUAGGGAAGAGCUGGAGCCAUUGAAAGAGAUAAGAAACCGUUGCAUUAAACAGCUUGAGAACAUGAGACCUGAUCAUAUGAGGAGAUUAAACCCUACUCCUUAUAAGGUUAGUGUGAGCGCCAAGUUGUAUGACUUCAUCCACUUCCUCUGGCUCAACGAAGCUCCUGUUGGUGAACUGCAUUGAGAUUUUUACAAACAUAGUUUUGUAUGCUUCUGUCUUUCUUAUAAUAAAAUUUAAGAUAUAAACCAUAGUAUCAGCUUUUGCCACUUUGUGAGUUCUUGAUCUCACUCUUUACAACAUUAUCUAUAAAAAAAAACUUGUAUUCACCAACAUUCCUCAGAAUAAGAUUCAGAAGAUUCUAUCUAUUUUCUUUUCUUAAGUUUGUCAAGUUAAUGCAACUAGUCCUUACCAUCUGUUCACCAACAUGUUAACUUCAAAGGAAGUCCACCUACAAGUCUUGUAACUUAACAAGCUAGCUUCAUGAAACCAUCCUUAGGGUUCUUUUGACCAGAACCAUAGAUGCAAAAGAUUUGAUAUGGAAAAUCCAUGUAUAUAUGGCUUAUCUCUUUUACUUCUAAAUUUUUAGAUCUAGUGUUGUGAUGAUAUCCAACUCGGAAGACUUUUCUGACUUUUAGAAAGCUUAUCACUUAGGAAAAUCCACUAUGUAUACAUAUGGUUGACAUCCCUUUUGCAUCUAAAUUUUUUAGAACUAGUCUUGUGAUGAUAAUCCGACUUUGAAAACCAAAUCAGCAAAUUUCUUUCCUUAUGACUACUAAUUGUACUAACUAAUCAACAUCAUCAAGUAUGACUAGACCUUUCAAACUUGUUGGUUUAGUUAUAGGAGUCGGAUUAUCAUCACAACACAAGAUCAAAAAAAUUUGAAAAGCAAAUGGGAUCAACCAUAUAUACAAAGUGAAUUUUCCUAUGCUCCUGAACUCCUUGAGAACGUAGCUGAGAAAGUCUUUGUAGACAUCUGCCCCCUGGAAGCUUGGGGAAGCCAUUAUUUUGUUUUCUAGAUGGGAUCUGGAUUUUUAUUUUGUAGAAAAAAAACAAGAAAAGAGUGUACCCCGAAACCGUGAGGAAGUUUAUUGCCGCAACAACAACAUUAGUAAGGGCAAUCCAUUAGAAUAAUGAAGAGAGGACCAAGAUAGCAAAGGCUUUUUAGAGAGGAUGAAGUAGUAACAAUGAGUCUUUG
Molecule: messenger RNA, 2870 nt
Organism: Eruca vesicaria subsp. sativa (arugula)
Lineage: Eukaryota; Viridiplantae; Streptophyta; Magnoliopsida; Brassicales; Brassicaceae
Source: the annotation of a GenBank genome assembly